Vigna umbellata (rice bean) is the source of this 858-nucleotide messenger RNA. Its product is annotated as zinc finger A20 and AN1 domain-containing stress-associated protein 4. Gene Ontology annotation, molecular function: DNA binding; zinc ion binding. Lineage: Eukaryota; Viridiplantae; Streptophyta; Magnoliopsida; Fabales; Fabaceae. The record is from RefSeq and is a predicted model, not a curated record.
GGCUUCCUCUUUUCCUUUCUUUAAUAUCCUUUCACAGUUCCGACUCUGUUAAUCAUUCUCCGUUAAGAUUCUUUGGUGUUUCCUCUACCCACUUUCGUUCUUAUCUUCUUCUUCAUCUUCCACUUCUUCUUCCCCAACCCACAAUCACUCCUUAUAAAUCAGAUCCAGACAUGGCCGAAGAACACCGAUGCCAAGCUCCCGAGGGUCACAGACUCUGCGCCAACAACUGCGGCUUCUUCGGCAGCCCCGCCACCAUGAAUCUCUGUUCUAAAUGCUACAGAGACAUCCGACUCAAGGAAGAAGAACAAGCCAAAACCAAAUCCACCAUCGAAACUGCUCUGUCUUCGUCCUCCGCCGCAGCAACAGCAACCGUCGCCUCUGUCACCGCUGUGGUUUCCUCGCCUGCGCCGGUUGAAUCCCUCCCUCAACCGGCGGUCGUGACCGCGCCGGACGCGUGCGCACCGCUUCAGGCGAACCGAUGUGGCGCGUGUCGGAAGCGCGUGGGGUUGACCGGGUUUAAGUGCCGGUGUGGCACCACGUUCUGUGGGACCCACAGGUACCCCGAGAAACACGCCUGUGGCUUCGAUUUCAAGGCGGUUGAGAGAGGAGAUAGCUCGGGCGAAUCCGGUGAUCAAAGGGGAGAAGCUACGGAGGAUUUAAUCGGCGCCGUUGAUUGGAUGAUGUGAUUUGAUUGAGUUGAUCAGGACCGUCCGUGGUGGACUGAUGAUAGGGGAUGGCGUGUGUAAAAAAUAUAUCUAUUAUUAUGACGACAUUGGAAGGGUUGAAUAAGUCAUGUUUGGUGGCUUUGCUUUUGUGUUCAUUAAAAAUGGAAAUUGCUAGGUCCACCCACGUUCGGAA